Messenger RNA from Microsporum canis CBS 113480, 1506 nucleotides. RefSeq names its product xaa-pro dipeptidase. Gene Ontology annotation, molecular function: manganese ion binding; metalloaminopeptidase activity. Lineage: Eukaryota; Fungi; Ascomycota; Eurotiomycetes; Onygenales; Arthrodermataceae. Bases 1 to 1506 code for a protein of 501 amino acids. The transcript is spliced from 9 exons. The record is from RefSeq and is a predicted model, not a curated record. Gene Ontology annotation, cellular component: mitochondrion.
AUGUCGACCGGAGCCCGGCUAUGGAUACAAUGGCCUCGAUCCAUCCUCUCGUUCCAAAGCAGAAUACCUCAAAGCGACGCUCGCAGCGCUUUGCGAAGAUAUAAUAGCUCCAUCUCCGCCGCGGAGCUCCAGUUCGGUCAACCGCUUCACGAGACACACCCGCAUCUUUUAAAGGCUGGAGAAUUGACUCCCGGCAUCACAGCUCUCGAAUAUGACCACCGCCGCUCGAAACUUGCUUCCAAGCUGCCCAAGAACGCCGUUGCUAUUGUCCGGGCGGCAGAGUUGAAGUACAAGUCGAAGAAUGUAUUUUAUAAGUACCAUCAGGAUACGGAUUUCUUUUAUUUGACUGGAUUCAAUGAGCCCGGAGCUCUAGCUAUUAUCGCAAACACUGGCCACCCGGGCGAGCAUACCUUCCACCUAUACGUUCGAGAAAAGGACAAGCGAGCAGAGCUAUGGGAGGGAGCCAGGUCCGGUACACAGGCGGCUAUUGACGUUUUCAACGCGGAUGAAUCCGGUGACAUCGAACGUCUCAAAGAUUUCCUGCCCGAAAUCCUAUCAGGCGCAUCCGAGAUAUACACUGAUAUCAGCGGCGCUGGGCGUGGCCGGUCCGCCUUUUCACGGCUACUGUCCAGCUUCGCCGACCCCGCUGGUUCUACGGCUGAUGCGAGAGAAGAAGCCAUGGAGAAGAUCAGGCCGCUGGCGCCCAUCAUCACCGAACUCCGUGUAUUCAAGAGCGAUGCUGAGAUCGCCAACAUGAGACAUGCAGGGCGUCUGACCGGUCGAGCGUUUACUGAGUCCAUGCGACAGAACUUCAGCACCGAGAGCGAGCUGAAUGCCUUUUUGGAGUACCAGUUUCGUCUCCAGGGGGGUGACGGGACGGCCUUUGUCCCUGUUGUUGCCGGUGGACAGAAUGCCCUUAGUAUUCAUUACGUUAGGAAUGAUAAUGUUCUACGGGACGGUGAACUGGUGCUCGUUGAUGGGGGUGGUGAAUACGGCGGAUACAUCUCCGACGUGACGAGAGUAUGGCCGGUGAACGGCAAGUUCACUCCAGCCCAGAGGGAGCUCUACACUGCCGUCCUCAACGUGCAGCGGUCGUGUAUCUCGCUCUGCCGCGAGUCAGCCGGCCUAUCGCUGGAUAAGAUCCAUGAAAUCGCCGAGCGCAGCCUUCGAGAGCAACUCGACUCCAUCGGCAUUAAUACCUCUGGUGGUGUAUGGAAAAAUAAGGAUAUCUUCCUGUUGUGUACCGCACCCAGUACUGAUGACUACUCCAGACGAGAGACGCUGCGCAAGGGCCAGUGUAUCACCAUCGAACCGGUGCAAAACAGAGGUGUCUAUGUCCCCAACGACGACCGGUGGCCCGAGAAGUUCCGUGGCACCGGCAUCAGGAUAGAGGACAGUAUCUGCGUAGGGGACGACAACCCGAUCGUCUUAUCGCCAGAAGCAGUCAAAGAGGUAAAGCUGUCCCUGUUAUCGCCUGGACUGCUCAACAUGGAACUGCGCAACUGA